AUGGAUUUCGAGCUGCGGAUGGCGAGGCAGAGGCUGGAGAAGGAGCAGAGGGAGCGCAAGGAACGGGCAAGGCUGCGGCAGGAGAGGGAGCGCCGGGCCAAGGCCGAGGCAGCCGAACGUCGCGAGGCUCUCGAGGCUGCCCAGCGCGCCGCCCGCCUUGAUGCCGCCAGAGCCCAACAGCUGGUACGCUUCUUCAAAUCUACGCGGCCAAUAGGGAAUCCCUCUGUAUAUUCUUGUUUUAUUUUUUGAUCUGAUAGAAAUUUGUUCUCUGAGUCGGUGUUUUAUCGAUUUUCUUCCUGGGAGCCGCUGCUCCCCUUCUGGGGGGUGAUUUGGUGUUUCGUGAGAAGCACAGUUAGAAAUCGAUGUUGCGAGAUUUUACAACCUCUAAAACGGAUGAGCAAUGUUAAGUAUCUUUCCAUUUGGUCGUUCCCCUCUUUUCUAUUUCAAAACCGGUGAGGGCUUUAAUGUGAUCUAAACCCAUUGCUAUCACAUUUUAUCUCUCUCUGCUUACUCUAGAAUUGAAAUUUUACCGUGUUUACUUGGUCUGAUCUCUCUAUGAUCAAUGGAGUAAUGUAGAUUAUCGAUCAUUUUAAAGGAUGGAUAUUGUGAGAACAUUUUUCCGGAUACCAAAUCGCCUUGCUGGUAUACAUCCUCUACUAGUUGCGACUUAUAGGUUAUUAUUGAGAAAGGGAAGAAGAAUAUGUGGGCCCUAUGUGUCAUUGGUGAAGUUACAAAUUGUCACACUGGAGAACAAGAUCCUGUAUUUGUUGAACCUGAAGAAUUCAAGUUCAAUGUUGUUGCGAAAUAUAUAUUUUAGAUCACUCCAGAGACAUGAAUUUUGACAUUGUGACAUGGAACCCAGUUUGUCUCUAUGGUCGCCUUGUGCACUUACUUUUAAGAUAACCUGGGUUUAAAGAGGCUAAAGUAGGAAGAUAGCAAAAAGGAUGUUUCUUGAACCAUCUGAAGCUUCUUUUUCUCCCACUAACAGUCACGAAUUGGGCCUCUUGACGUCAACUUCGUAGCUUUCUCCUAGUUCCGUCCCUCUUACACUUUUAAGACACUACUCCAAUACAAAGGUCCAAUUGGGUGACUCCUAAUUGAUGCUUUUAUUACAGUACCCUUUUGGCCAUGUCCAAGUGCUGGCAUCACAGGUGAAAUGACUUCCCUCUUUCUUUAGUAACCAAUGUCCUGACACCAUAAUAAGAAAGCAUUUUGUCUCAGUGGAAUGCAGAGACCUGCUAGGGGGUGUGGAUGCAACGUGGUUCUGAUUUGCCAAUUACCUAAGUCAGCUUUGGUGGGAUUGUCUUUAGGUGCAGUUCUGGUGGGUUGAAAUUGAUACAUGAAAAGGUAUCUUUAAUUUGGCUCGGAUUUCUUGUCACCAUCCAACCAGCUGUCCUGAUGUUAGCUUAAAAAGACACAUCUCAAAUGGCAGACGGCCAGUGUAAUUGGAAGUUAGUGCCAUUCCAGGGGCAAAGGGGAAGUGACUUGGCCUUGGCCAGCGUAUUAGGGCUUGACUUUUGGGACUGUCAUGAGGUUUAGCUUGAUUUUGAUUUUGGGUUGCAGAAUUUUAUGUUUUGGUUUUAGUUUGACAAAAACAUAUUCAAAAUGGCCCGUGGCUCACUCUUAGUUGUUGUUUCCUCAUUUCUCAUUUAUUCAAAACAUAUAAAUUUUAGUGUAGAUUGCAUAUAUUGACAUAUAAACUAAUCUUUUUAAUGUAGUUUGCAUACAUUAAACAAAAAAAGUAAUGUUGAUUUAAAUCCACCAUGAUCUGCUCAUGUAUUGUUUUCUUUAGAGCAAAGAAUAGAUACUGAAGAUUCGGGCACAAUAAAAUUAUUCCAGUGCCUACCCCACACCGAUACCACCCGUUAUCAUUGCCCAGCCGAUAAUUUGUUUUGUGAGUGAAUGAAGCCACCAGCUUGGUACAAAAUUUUUGUGAGCCACAAUAUUAAAUGCAUGCUAGAAUCAGUUUCUAUAGUUUGGUGACAACCAUGGUUUAGAUGAGGUUGAGUAAUCAACAUAACAUUGUUGAGGCGAAAGAACGAAUUAUUUCCAAUCCACCCUCGAACCCAAUUCAACCCAUUUCAAUUCUGUCUCAGGCAGAGCAACAGAUAGAAGAAAGCUUACUCAUUGGCAACGGUAUUAUCUUCUGCCAAACCUUAGAAGCCGUGCAUUACAGUGGAUAUGGUGACAAGAUCAAGCUGCCACCUUCCUGCUUCACCGAGCUCUCCAACCAAGGAGCUCUGGACAAGGGCCCCAUGUGCUUUCGCCUGUCGAGAGUCGACGAGUCGCCAUCUUCCGAGCAGCAGAUGACACACUCUGGCGUUUUGGAAUUCACCGCCAGGGAAGGCUCUGUGGAGCUUCCCCCACACGUCUGGAGCAACUUAUUUCAUGGCAUUGAGCUCGACUUUCCUCUGGUCGAGGUCAAGUACGUGAGCCUCCCAAAGGGCACCUACGCAAAGCUACAGCCCGAGGAUCUGGGCUUCUCCGACCUACCAUACCACAAGGCCGUGCUCGAGACGAGCCUUCGCAGGCACACAACCCUCUCCCAGGGCGACGUGAUCACCGUCCUCCAUGGGGAUCUUAGCUACAAGCUGCGGGUCCUCGAGCUGAAACCGUCGCCGAGCGUUUCUGUCAUAGAGACGGACGUCGAAGUCGACAUCAUCGAGCCGGAGGACUCUGCGAGCGAGAACCAGCGGGCAUUGGUGCCACUCGAGCUGGGAAAUGCCGAGACCGGGACGGUGGAGGAAGGAAGCUUCAACUACUACAAGUUCCCCGUGGAUGAAUUCACAGGCGAGAGGAUUGCUUCCGGGGAGCUCAGCCUCGAGGUAAGCCUGCAGGCGGAGUCGGCAGAAGGCGCCGACACCGACCUCUACGUGUCAAGGCACCCGGUCAUCUUCCCCACGAAGCUCCAGCACGGGUGGUCUUGCCAUGAUGUCGGCUCCAAGGCCCUGGUUCUCUCACACAUUGAUCAGCAACCGGCAGUGGGUUCCUACAGCGUCGGAGUGUAUGGUUACAGAGGCCAGACCAAGUACCGGAUCUGUGUUGCACUGAAGGAGAGGAGCAAGCAGGUUGUCUCUGCAUUGCCAGCGGUGGCAGGGGAGGAGGGGGCGGCAGAGUGCCGGAACUGCCGGCGGCUCGUCUCUGCGCAGAGCAUCGUGAUCCACGAGGCCUUCUGCGCGAGGCACAAUGUUGUCUGCCAACACGAGGGGUGCGGCGCUGUUCUUCGGAAGGAGGAGGCCGGAGCCCACGUCCACUGCAGUGAGUGCGGCCAGGCCCUUCGGAGGGAGCAGCUAGAGAAGCACUUGGAGGUCUUCCACCGGCCGGUGAAUUGCCCCUGCGGCGCCGUCCUCGAGAAGGAGGAGAUGGUAAAGCGUCUUCCUUCCACCCACAACCAAUUCUGGCUCCUCCCUCUUCUUCGCAUUUACUGAGCUCGGCAGUUUUGUUGAUUGGUUGGUUCGUUUGUGUGGCAGGCGCGGCACCAGGCGGCGGCAUGCCCGCUGCGGCUGAUAACGUGCCGGUUCUGCGGUGACGCAGUGCGGGCGGGGACGGCGGCGGCGGACGCGAGGGACAGGCUGAGGGGGCUCUGCGAGCACGAGAGCGUCUGCGGGUCGAGGACGACGCCGUGCGAUGCGUGUGGACGGUCGGUGAUGCUCAAGGACAUGGACAUCCACUUGAUUGCGGUCCACCAGAAUAGCUGA
This is a messenger RNA of Spirodela intermedia, 3698 nucleotides long. Lineage: Eukaryota; Viridiplantae; Streptophyta; Magnoliopsida; Alismatales; Araceae. The record is from the annotation of a GenBank genome assembly.